This is a messenger RNA of Acanthoscelides obtectus, 10387 nucleotides long. Lineage: Eukaryota; Metazoa; Arthropoda; Insecta; Coleoptera; Chrysomelidae. The record is from the annotation of a GenBank genome assembly.
AAUCAAUGUUAGCGGGUGACUUAUAGGUUUUAGGAUUAACUUCCGGUUUCAACUUAUGACGUAUUUUCAUGGACCUCCGUUGCUCAUUCCAUUAUUCUUUUGUUUCAGGAAGCAUGCCACCUGCUGCGUGACACCCGCCUCUUUUAGCCACGCCCACAUCUGAUUGCUUGGCCACGCCCACACACGAUGACCCAUGCCUGGCUGCUCGGGCUGCUCAUCCUCCUCGUAACACUAAGCACCGCCUCCUCAAACGAGGAGGACUUCGCUUUUGACGCCACCGAUGAUGUGGAGGUGGAAUUCGAUGGUGAGGAUGGCGAUGAAACUGCAAAAGAGGAAGGGCUGGCGGUAGUCGGAAGGGCGUUUAGGUACUCGGUGCCGCCCUUUGAGGAGACAGGGUAUAAUAUCGAUCAUUAUGAGGUGAAAAGACCUGGUGGAAAAGGCCUACCGUCAUGGCUCCUCUUCGACAAAAAGUCCGGAAUCUUCUGGGGUGUGCCUUUGCACCAAGACGUCGGAACCUUGCCCUUAACUGUGCGCACCAUCUAUAAAGACCUGAUGGAACCAAGAGAGGAACAGCUGAAGAUUAAAGUGACUGAAAAAGAAGGAAAAUAUAUGGAUGGAGAAAAGUGCGAGGAGGGAGAAGACCAUACAAUGCUGACACUGUUGUUGGACAGAAACUUACGGACCAUCAAGCCGAAACAGAGGGUGGUAGCUGUCAAUAACAUUGCCAAGUUUUUUGGCUUGCCAUAUAGUGCCUUCAGACUACAGCCUCCGCAGUCCCUGACCACCUUAACAUCGUCAGACGACCUCAACACUGACCCCAGCAUCAUCCUCGCUGGACCCGGCGAUUCCCCCACGCAUCCAAACCUAGCAGGCUCCGCCCUGACAGUACCAGUGGGAUGCGGCGGCCGCUUGUGGGUGGCUACAGGCAACUUGGUGAAACAAUUGAAGGAAGAAGCACGGGAUGGCACUGUGGCGGAAGUGCUGGGCGUACCGGUGGUGGGAUGGAGAGUGAAGAAGGUACAACCUGCUAAUGAGGUGGAGGAGUCAGGAAAUCUGGAUAGGAGGAAAAGAGCGGCUGAGGCUUUGCCAGACGAUGACUAUGGAGCAAGUGGCGACUACGGCGAAGAAUACUACGACGACUACGAAGACUACGACGGUCAAGACGACUUGACAGGGGACGUAGAGAAACCUCCCACCAACUCAAAAUUAUCACCCUCAGUAUCUACCUCAACAGUCCGUACUACCUCCAUAUCGACAAACACCACCAUGGCGAGUAACGUACAGACUCUCCCAGACACUGAUGUAAUAGAGGAAGAUGAGUACGAAGAUGAAAUUGAAGAGGAAGGGGAAGAUGUAGAGGUGGAUAAGAGUGGAGAAGGCGAUGCGGCAUUACCUGAGACGAGCAGUACUGUCAGCAGUAGAACUGGAAUUAGUUCGACGGAGAGUUCUACGCACGCGCAUAGACAUCAUCACGGGGAGUUGAAUCCUAGUCUGUCUAGUUCUCGCGAUCAUCACACCACGCACAAAGUAACCAGUAGCGGACAUACUCCAAGCACUCCAUACAGCAGUACUGGGCGUACCAGCACCACCACAGUCAGCAGUAGCUUGCCCAGCAGUACGACGACAAUCAAAAAGAUAGAACAGAAAGGGCCCGAUUAUGUGCUCAACUACGACGACUACGGAAUUGAUAGUUAUGAUGAAGAUUACGAUAGAGGAGAAGAAGAUCCUAUUGAGAGCAAAACCAUUGUGCCUGAUUAUUCAAGUAAGAAAAAGCAAACCGUUCCGCCAUUCGAAGACACCGAAAGCAUCACCACGGAAGAAGCCACGCCGAAAACGACAACCAAAGAAGUGGUAAUAUCCGACACAUCUCCCUCUACAACAUCAACCAGCACCUCUACUGCUACCUCUUCUUCUACUUCUACCACUGCUACUAGCACUACUGCAUCUACAACAACCCUAACCUCAUCUAGCUCUACCGUCACGAGCGCUACUAGCGGGCUAACUGAAAGUAGCGCUGCUACCGAUAGCGCGACUAGCGGUAGCGCAGUUGUAUAUACCGAAAGCGUUGCGUCGGUCACCACGUCACCCGCUGUUCACGUGACUAGCACCUCGUUUUCUGAAGCACCAUCGGUCACGGUGACACAGUUUGGCGAAGAUGUGGUUGAGUCGGAGGGAACAACAAUCAUAGAUACGGAAAGACCAACAACAUUAGGCGAAACAACGAUUCAACAGACGGUAUCCUAUCCGACUGUUUUCAGUUCCAGCACAGCUCCACAAAUUUUAGCGAAUUCGAGUACUGAUUCGCCUACAACAUCAGAAGAAACUACGUUUAAGUCAACAACUAUAAGACAAGUCUCGCCAACCUCACCUAGUAGCACGACAACACUCAGGGAUGUAACAGAAAUAGAUUUUUCCGACAACGUAGAACCGUUCAUAGAGAACAGAUUGAAGCAAAUGUCUGUAACAGCAGGAAAAAUAUUCAGAUUCGUUAUACCAUUCAACACAUUCAAAGACUUCGAGGAUGAAUACAAUCUUACCUACGAAUUGUUGGAUGCCAAUAAUAGGAGUUUGACUUAUUCUAACAAUACCUGGCUACAUUUUAAUCCUUACAGGAGAGAAGUUUAUGGACUGCCUUUAGAGGAAGACGUAUCAAAGUGGGUGUUCUGGGUCCAAGCCACUGAUAGAGACGGCGCGUCAGUCAGAGAAAAACUGAACAUUCAGGUUCAACAGCACAAACUGAACUUGAUUUUCAACCAAGAAUUUUCUUUACACAUCAGAAUUGAAAAGCACCAGGAAUUUCCACAUUACGUGGAUUGGUCAUUGAAAGUUUUAAGAGCCUUAGGAAAAAUAUACAACACCAAUAUGUCGGAGAUAACAGUGAGAAAAAUCAGCCAUUCGCAGGAGUUGGUAGUGUUCACAUGGUCAAAUGAUUCGUUGCCUACGAAUUAUUGUCCGAAAAGUGAUAUCGAGGAUUUGUACAAGAUAUUGACUGCGAAUGACCAUGGCGACCCAUCAAGAGAACUAAAUUUAUCUCUGCAACCAGAACUGAGAGUGAAAAAAGUGUCAUACCGGCAAUAUGGCGUCUGCGAACCACCUCAGACUCCAGUCACUCAACCAAUGAACUUUUCGCCGUUGCUUAGGAACCCUGUGGACCAUGUUAAUGCUACUGUUGGAGAAUUGCUCAUUUACAAAGUCAAAGAUGACACUUUCUACGACCAUGAAGACGUCGAUCCCCGUAUGCUCAACAUAACGCUCCUAACAGCAGACAGGAAACCAAUUCCUCCGGACAACUGGCUGCAAUUCGAUAGCAAGAACCGAGAAUUCUUCGGCAUCCCUAGAAAAGCAGGCAGAACCGACUACCAGCUGGUCUGCAUUGACAGUGGAGGUUUGGAGGCCAGCGACAGUUUGGAGGUGAUCGUCGAUCUUCCUGCGAAACGGCACUACAACGUGGAGUUCAGCAUGAAUGUCACAACGGAGCUGCCGUAUCAGAAGUUCGUUAACAGCGCUGCUAUGCAGAAGAAGUUUAUCGAGAAGCUUAUGCAUCUUUUUGGUGAGAAGACUCCAAAUAACUUCCACUUGUUGCCCUUCAAGCAAACCUAUGAUUCGAUUAUAAUUACAUGGUUUAACAAAUCGUUGCCCCUAAACGUCUGCCCGCAUGAGGAAAUCAGGAGACUUCAGUCAGUUUUACAUAAUAUGAACGACAAGUCAAUAUCGCAUAAGGUCCACGCUGUGAUGGAACCUGACUUCAAAGUCUCGACAAUCAAAGUCCACAUGCUGGGCAACUGCAAAUCUAAACACCUCCCGCCACACGAACCUCGUCCAGAGUCGCCACCAAUAGAAAAGCACACUCCGCACUCAACCGUCGGUCGCAAAUUGCCACCUGAAACCCCGCAGGAGGAACACCGUCCUGACGUGCCCCCAAUUGAGGACAGUGCCCCCCAAUCCAGAAGCGAUGAGUACCUGAUGACCUUCAUCGUGCCGGCUGUCAUCAUCUCUAUUAUGCUGUUCUUGGCGUCAGUAGCUGCGAUCGUGUUGUACAGAAGGAGAAGGAUGGGGAAGAUGAACGUCGAGGAGGAUGGGCGAGGAAGUUACGGGAACAAAGGAAUCCCGGUGAUAUUCCAAGAAGAACUAGAAGAGAAACCCGAAUCAGGUACCAAAGCCCCUGUGAUCCUGAAAGAUGAAAAACCGCCCCUGGCCCCACCAGAGUACAGCAAGAGCGGCAGCGUGAAACUCAGCGACGCAGAUUCAACGGAGCCCUAUCAGCCCCCGCCCCCAUUUGCCCGUUCGCAGGAUUCAGGAGGCAGGCAGCCGCAGAGACCCCCGAAGCCUACCCCCACGUACAGGAAGCCCCCGCCGUAUGUGCCGCCCUAACAGUUGCACUUUAGGUUCUUUCAGCAGUAAGGGGCUAUAAGGGGCCACCAUUAGCACUUUAAUGGCCUACGCUUACUUACGGGAAGCCCUCGCUGUACAUGCCGCCCCAACAGUUGAACUUUAGGUUCUCCCAGCAGUGAGUGGCUAUAAGGAGACCGUAUCGUACCCUUAGGGGCAAUCAUUAGCGUUUUAAGGGCCUUAUAUGUUCUUCUAGCAGUGAAGGGCUUUAAGGGGCCCGAGUGAUGCCCCUAAGGACAACCGUUGCGCUUUAAGGGUGCCCCAAAGCAUACCCCUACAUACAGAAAGCGUCUGCCGUAUAUGCCUCCCUAACAGUUGCACUUUAGAUUCUUUCAGCAGUGGCCGGUACGGUACCCUUUAGGUGCUGUGGUGUCGCCUAGGGGCAGCCAUUAGCGCUUCGAGUCUUACAAAUUUUUGGUGAGGCUAUUUAGCAGAAUUGUCACUUCGAGAUAUGAAGGUGAGCCUUAUGUUGGAAUAAGGUUUCUUAAAAUUACAGUUUGCAGUCAAUUAAGAUCAAAAUAUAACCAUUAACUUUCUCCAGUCUAAGCGAUAAUGUACUUUGAUAUAAUGAUUAUAGUCUGUUAGUAUAUCUAUUAUUUCAAAACUUCGAGAUUAACUCUGUACCUGAGAGGUAAAUAGUUGUAUGUCCAUAAAAGAGAAUGGCCAGAAAUGUGCAAAACAGAUAGAAAUGCUGGCUCAGUUUACAAUUUGAUAAAUGUUCCAUAACUGUAGUUAUAUGUUAUUUUGGUAUUUAAGUCAACAAUAUGAGCUCUUUCAAAACCCAUUUGUAUUAUUUUAUAAAUAUCUACCUGUACUUUGAUUUUGGACUUACUGCUUUUUACCUGAAUCUAAAAAAUAGGUGUUAAGUAAUAAUAAAGCCUUCUAUUAGAAAACUAUUUCCAAUGUUUAAUUAGAACACUAUUGCAAUGCACUGAAUAAUGAAAAACAUGUUUGUACUUCAUAUCAAAAGUUCAGUCCAACAAAAAAUUUAAGCAUUCGUUUCCUCUUCGGAACUUUCUUCGCCAUCCUUCUUGCAAACCGGGAUAUUUUUAUAAAAAUGAUGGAACUGCUCAGGAACCAACUGUAAACUUUUUAUCAGAAAAUCGUGCUUUUUCUUUGUUAUUCCUUUUAAGCUACUGCGCAGGUCUACUAACUCUACAGGCAAUGGGACUGAGUUUCGCAUGGACCUUGUAACAUUCAAAGUUUUAAAUUCUUCAUAGCUAAACUUUAACUUGUAAAACACUGUCCUGGGAUGAUCAGCUUGAAUUCGAAAAUAUACAACGUUUGAUAUAGGAAAAUCUUCUUUUUGAGUAUUUUUUUUCCUAUUAAUUAACGGGGCUUUAGGUUGACUGUACAAGUAAUCCACAUGUUUGAAAUUAGCAAGAUUUAGUUUUGACAGUUGCACCUGCUGAUCUAAUUAUUUGCUGCCAGUCCCAAGGUGUGCAAAUUUCCAUAGUUGGUUGCUUUUUUAAUGAUCUUUCAAUCAGAGCAUGUACGUGAUCCGCCUCCAAGUGUGUGUGACCUCGUAGUAAGAAUUUGUGUUCAACAGUCUUUAAAUUUGGACAAAUCUUCAAUAGCCAUAGAUAGGUGAGCAUCAUAACAAUAUUACGAUUCUGACCGGGGCAGUUGUCCGACCAAAUUAUUAGAUGUUCUAUGAUGUAUGAGAAGUGGUACUUUCAGUCCACUUGAUAAAUGCAGAUGCGAUUUCGUUGCCUCCUCUCCCAGCCUCAGAUUCAGCCCAUACCAAGCAAUAGGACAAAUUGUUGAAUCAUAUAUUGUCAAAUUUAAGGUCCAAAGCUUAAGAUAAUAAAAGCUUUGGUUAUUAGAGAGAUAUGGGGUUGGAAGACAUUUUUGCAAAUCUAGCAUUAUAACCUUGGUGCUGUCUUUUAAAAGCCUGCUCUUCUCUUUAUCAUCCUUCUUAAUUUUGUAUCUCAUCUCUGCUUCCUUUAGGUGAUCAUCAUAUUCCUGUUGGAUAAGAGGAAUUUGAUUUCCUUGAGAAUUGUUUAGUUUUACACAAGUAUCAGCUGAAGGUUUUUUGAACUCCAAGUUAAAUUCUGUGUUAAAACACUUUCUGAAUAUCCAAAGCUUAGCUAUGUGUUCUUUGGGAACUUGAUCUUGUUGACAUCUAGCUAAAUACAGCUUGUACAUCUUUUCUAUGUUUAAUUCUGGGCCUAAAUAUUGUCUGCUACUUUGUUCAAGAGUAUAAUGGCUUUUUUAACAUGGAAAGGAUUUGAUAUGUGCUCUGAGUCCAUCAAGAACAACCUCAGGUAGUUUUUUAGGCAGCGCAUGUCUUCCUCUCAUAUCUCUUGAAACAAAGCCACCAACAGUCUGUUUCUUUAAGGCAUUGCGCACAAUUGUUUCUGAGAUACCUAAAGUAUUUAAAAAAAGUUUUACAUGUCUGAACUUUUUUAGUAGCAUUUUCGAGCUGCAUCUGAAAAAAGUAUUUUAUGGUAUGUUUUUUGCUACUUUUACUAUUGUCUCUAGGUCUACGACGUUCUAUGGGUGUCGACUCAACAGAUAAAUUGUCUUUUUAUAUCCCAGUCCUUCUCCUCAUGAAAGAUCUGUUGUCUAAUACUCUCAGGAAUGUUUUCGGUACAGUUUUUUCUGCACGGUGCACAUCCUGACUUCAUUGUCUUUCAAACAAUCUUUUUUCCUGAUUUUGUCAUAUGCUCUGCACCUCUUAAAGUUGCUUUGGAUCUUUUUGUACUAAUCCAGGUUUCUAGAUGUUUGGUACGCUUCCUUGAUUUCAGCUUUUCUAGUUCUAUUCUAUUUUGUUGUGUGUAACUUCAACUUCUUGUUUUCUUUCUUACUGUGCAACCUGCACCUCUUGUUCUUCACUUUCUGGCUCAAUAGCGCAAUUUUCAUCUAGAAAUUCUUCCUUAUCGUCACUAGCGUCGCUGCUUGGACAGUAGUUUAGAUCCUUGUAACUAUCAUCACUAUCUUCAACAUAUCCAACAGGACAGCACCUCGAAGUAGACAGCUGAUCUGGGACUAUAAGAUUACUAAGUUAUCUAUAAGCCUUACAUGAAAAAUUGAUUUAUCUUACUACACUCAUGAAAGCUCUCAUAAGUUACUUCGAUAAUAGCACAGUAAUCGAAAUGAAAGUUAUAAAGUGUAUAAAAAGCUUUAUAUAAAAUAAAUACAUUAGUAAAUACAUACUAAUGAAGUUAGAAAUUAUAUAUCAUAACAUCACUACCUUAAAUUCUUCUAUCAAUAUCAGUGGCGGCCGGUGGCUGUGAGAAAUGGGGGGCUAUUGUAGGGAAGGGUGGCCUGCCGCAGUCACCGCCGGAGGCAAAGAAUUUUUACGGUGCCACGCCCAAAAACUUCCAUUUUGAGCCUUCAAAUUCAAAUAUACAUUUUUAGAGCUAUAAUUUUUUUGCAUUUUUUAUGUCCUGAUUUUGUGGAUGGAUCAGUUGGCAAUCCUAUACCUAUAUAUUUUAUGUACAGUCCUCUGUAUAGGAACAAACAUAUUUUAGAUACGAGAACUUAUCGCAAAAGAAAGCAGCAUCUAAUAUGAAAGCAACAGAGCAUCUAUUAUCAAAAGAACAACAGUACUCAAAAGUAUAGUUUUUCACUUUCUUACAACACAUGUAACUAUAAAUAACUGGAAAAGAGAACAGAAAUACGGUAUACCUAAAUGUAUUAUUGUAUUAUAAACGACUAAGUAUACCUACCACAGCUAGAGCAAACAUUGUGUUUCAACUGUCACACUUCACACUUCUAUUUAUUACAAAAUAUUUUUUAAUGUUUAUAUGUAAAGUCUAAUCUUCUGUCUUUCUGUGAAAUAAAAUGUUCCAUCACUUUUUCGUCGAAAUUGCUGAUAUUAUGUACCAGAUUCUUAUUAACAGACAUCAUUGCCAAUGCAUUCAGUCGUUCAUUGCCCAUCGAGUUUCUUAAAAACGAUUUUAUCCUCUUAAGGGUUGAGAAACAGCGCUCUGCUUCGGAAGUUGACAUGGGAGUAGUUAUAAUUAUUUGCAACAACUUAGUUACUUCGCUAAAAGUUUCCUCUAGGUUGUUAUUAGUCAAUAGGGACAGCAAAUUCAAACCACCUGUAAUAUUUUUGAAGUCUUCCCUCAUGUACAUUACUUCUAAUUCGGUUUUCAGUUUUUCUUUAUUUACCAUUGGAUAAUAAGUCACAACUGAAUUCAGUAUUUUUGCUGGAAAAUAUCUCGAAUAGUUUGUGAAGUUUUGUGUAUCUAAUAAAGAUGCAGCUUCUAGAUGACCCCUGUAAGAAAGUAUCUCUUUUGUCUGUACAAUUAUUAUAUCGCAAACUUCUUUCGCAAUAAUACAAUUUCUUUCUUCGGGUCCUACUUUUCUGCGUUUAUUUCCAUUGUCUCCAUGCUCAUUUUCAACAGUUUGCUGUAUAUCCUCUGUAGUGUCCCUAAUCAAUACAAUGGCCUUCUCAAAUACGUCAAUAUCUUUUAAAAGUUGUACACUGUCUUUAUUCCUACUUUGAAACUGGUUAAACAAAAUAGCUACGUGCGGUAGGGUUUUGUGAAAAAAAGUCAAAAAAAAGAUGAAAUCAGAAUCUUCGAGUGCUCUUCUUAAACCGUAUGCCUCCUUACUAGUAAUUGUUUUAUCACAUUUAUUCUCUAACUCCCGGAAACAAUCAAUAAGACUUUCACGGUUCUCAAAAACGGCACUGACUGUGCGAAUGUUAUAAUUCCACCGUGUUGGCGCAACCUUUGGCAUUUUGGUUUUAACUAUUGUUUCCAAUAAAUCGCAUCUGUGCGUGGAGUUGGAGAAGAAACUUGGAAUUGCCGACAGGUUUGAAAAAAACACUUUUACUUUUGGAUUUUGGCUGGCUGCUCUCUGCAUAAUUAAGUUCAGUUGGUGAGCGUAACAGUGUAUAAAAUGAGCGUUCUGAUAUUUUUGUUUGAACUCCACCACUGCUACCGCUCAUUACGUUUGCACCAUCAUAAGUUUGCGCAAUUAAUUUGUGGGGUGAAUCUUUUAAUAAUGGGCCUAGUUCUUCUUCGAUACACUUUGCCAAACCUUCAGCUGUCUUGUCCGUAACGCUCAAAAAACGCCAAAAUCUUUCUUGUAUUUCACCUUCAUGGAGAUAUCUAAAUAUCAUUACCAUUUGACAAUGAUGUGAAAUAUCUGUUGUUUCGUCGCACUGUAAUGUAUAGCUAAAAACUCUGCUGCAUUAAUUUGCUGUCGAAUUUCUUGUUGGCAGACUUCCAACAUACUAUCUAGUAUUUCAUUUUGUACUGUUUUAGAAGUACCCUUAAACAGUGUCGCACUUUUUAAAUGUUCCUUUAAUAUUGUAUCCAGUUCGGACGUAAAAUUAAUCAACUCUCGAAAAAUGCCACGAUUUUCAGAGUCUUCACUUUCGUCGUGCCCUCUUAACGCUAAUUCCAAUUUACCGCAAAACUUUAUACAGUUUAUUAUUCUUUUUAAAAGAUAUCUAUUUUUGUCCACUUGCUCGUUGUGCUUAAUAAUAUUUUGCCUGUAAGCGGAAUCUAACUGAGCAGCGAUACUAGCUGUUCCCAAUAAAGCUAAUACUGUCGAACAAAUCAUGUGACGAGCCGAAUUUUCAUGCUUACUAAUUUUCUGGUUUAUAUGCUUUAAAUCUUUAAAUCCAGUUCUUGUCCAUGUCUUUUCCGCUGCAUCUGAAUAAAACGGAAAACAAAACAGGGCGUUUAAUGUGCCACAACCGCAUAUCCAUUUGUUUUUGUUAUAGAUAUCUUUCUUAAAAUGUCUCUUAAAACAACCAGCUUUCGUCGAUUUAUCAGCCUGAGUAAGGUUGAUAUAUUUGGAAUCGGCCUUCCAAGGGAUUUUAUUAUUAUUUUUUCAGCAAGCGGAAGCCGAGAAAAUUCACCUUUUAACAAAUUUUGUACUUCAUUUGCCAUUUUAAACUUUUUGAACGCCCGAACGACGGCACGGGGACGCGACGAAGCGAUUUCGUACACACGUAAAUCGGGACUGGCUAAAAAUUAUUUCGCCACCUCGCGUGUUAAAAUCCCGUAUAAAACUCGUAAGCGCGUGGGGGGUA